UUGGGCUGCUGGGCUGGUCCAUCGUGGUGCUUGGUUGAAUUUCUCUCACUUGGUGGCCUCUUGAGUGUGCAGAGCUGCCCUUGGGUUGGUGGGCGGAGGCUCUGAGCUCUUGUCGCUGUCUGCUCCUCCUGUCUCUAGAGCCAAGCUUUGAACUCUUUGUCCCCUGCGACAGGGCGCGGGCGCCAGAUACCUGGGCACCAGGGUGUACUUUGUAUCCUGUGGAUCCGUCUAAUGAAAGGGACUGCGGUUGUGUGAAACCUUCAGUAAUUUUUAUCCACCUCUCUAGCAGAUGGACUUUUGCACGUGUUUGUCAUUACCAAACGUUUGAAUCUUGGGGCCUCCCAACCCCGAGCUUGUCUGUCUUCCACCCUCCUUCACCAGUUGUUAAUUUUUUUUCUCUGCAUUUGUUAAGCUUGUUUUUCCUUCCCACAGUGACCAGCCGAGUUCGAACCCCUGUGAACUCAAAACAGAAUUGUUGCAACAGGCUACUGGCAGUCCUAAACAAUUCGUCCUGGUGUACUGGCUUUGAAUCUCCCUGGCUCAUCUUCUGCCACCAGCUAGAGAAAGCUUUCUGCUGAUAAGGGCUCAAGUGAUCGGAUUAGACCCACCUGGAUAAUCUCCCUACUUUAAGAUUUCCCAUUGUGAUUGCAUCAUGGAAAAUCAAUUGGCUACAUCAACUGAAGAACGAACAUUUCAGUACCAGGAUUCUCUUCCAUCACUGCCUGUUCCUUCACUUGAAGAAUCAUUAAAAAAAUACCUUGAAUCAGUAAAGCCCUUUGCAAAUGAAAAAGAAUAUAAGAAAACUGAAGAAAUUGUCAAAAAAUUUCAAAAUGGAAUUGGAAGAGAAUUGCACCAGAAAUUACUUGAAAGGGCAAAAGGAAAAAAAAAUUGGCUGGAGGAGUGGUGGCUGAAUGUUGCCUACCUGGAUGUUCGUGCGCCAUCACAACUGAAUGUCAACUUUGCGGGUCCUGCGCCCCAUUUUGAACACUAUUGGCCUCCACAGGAAGGCACUCAGUUGGAAAGAGGAAGUAUAAGUCUUUGGCAUAACUUGAGCUACUGGCAGCUGUUAAGAAAAGAAAAAUUGCCUGUUCAUAAAGUUGGAAAUAUUCCUCUAGAUAUGAAUCAAUUCCGAAUGCUAUUUUCUACCUGCAAGGUUCCUGGAAUUACUAGAGAUUCAGUUAUGAGUUAUUUUAGGACUGAGAAUGAAGGGCAUUGUCCAAGUCACGUUGUAGUCCUCUGUCGUGGCCGAGUUUUUGUCUUUGAUGUAAUACACGAAGGAUGUUUGAUCACCCCACCAGAGAUCCUCAGGCAAUUGACAUACAUCCACAAGAAGUGCCAUAGUGAACCUGAUGGACCCGGGGUAGCAGCAUUAACUAGCGAGGAGCGAACUCGGUGGGCUAAGGCACGAGAAUAUUUGAUUAGUCUUGAUCCAGAGAACUUGACUAUGUUAGAAAAAAUUCAGAGCAGUUUACUGGUAUAUUCCAUAGAGGAUGGCCGUCCACAUGUAACACCAGAAGAUUAUUCUCAGAUAACUGCAAUGCUUCUUACUGGAGACCCAACAGUACGCUGGGGUGACAAAUCCUAUAACUUGGUUUCUUUUUCUAAUGGAGUAUUUGGCUGUAAUUGUGAUCAUGCUCCUUAUGAUGCAAUGGUUAUAGUAAACAUCAGCCACUAUGUUGAUGAGAAGAUUUUUGAGAAUGAAGGAAGAUGGAAGGGUUCAGAAAAAGUACGGGAUAUACCACUUCCAGAGGAGCUUGUUUUCACUGUGGAUGAGAAAAUAUUAGACUGUAUCAACCAAGCUAAAGCCCAAUAUCUGAAGCAGGCAUCUGAUCUGCAGAUUUUGGUGUAUGCCUUUACGUCUUUUGGCAAAAAGCUAACCAAGAAGAUGAUGCUUCACCCUGAUACAUUUAUUCAGCUUGCACUUCAGCUGGCCUAUUAUAGACUUCAUGGACGCCCUGGUUGCUGCUAUGAAACAGCUAUGACAAGAUAUUUUUAUCAUGGCCGUACAGAGACUGUGCGUUCAUGUACCGUAGAAGCAGUCAGGUGGUGCCAAUCCAUGCAGGAUCCUUCUACCAGUCAUCUUGAGCAGCAGCAAAAGAUGUUACAAGCUUUUGCAAAGCAUGAUAAAAUGAUGAGAGACUGUUCAAUUGGAAAAGGAUUUGACCGUCAUCUUUUAGGGCUUUCACUCAUAGCAAAAGAGGAAGGUCUCCCUGUUCCAGAACUCUUUACGGACCCACUUUUCUCCAAAAGUGGAGGAGGUGGAAACUUUGCCCUCUCAACAAGUCUGGUUGGUUAUUUAAGAGUCCAGGGAGUGGUGGUUCCCAUGGUACACGAUGGCUAUGGAUUUUUCUACCACAUCAGAGAUGACAGGUUUGUUGUGGCCUGUUCAGCUUGGAAAUCAUGUUCAGAGACUGAUGCAGAAAAGCUAAUACAGCAGGUUUUUCAUGCUUUCCAUGAUAUGAUUCAGCUGGUGAACACUGCUCAUCUUUAGAGACUAAUCAUUUAUUAAGCACUUACCAAAAUGUAUUGUUAAACUGGGUGCUGGGAGUGGGUUGUACGGUGAGAUACGAAGAAAUGUUGACUUGAAGGAAACUUGUUAAAUGAAGAAAUUAGUAGAAUCAUGCUCUCUAAAUUUAUUCUGACAUGGAAAGUAGAAAUAUUUUUAAGCUUCCUCUGAUGCAACAGCAAUGAAAAUUAUGAUAUAGUGAAUAUAGAACUAUGCAAUAUUUAAGAUAAGUCUCAACAGUGCAAAUCUACAAAUUUUAACAAUGCAAGUCUUACUCUAACUUUUAAAUAUUUUCUUUGGUACAUGUAUAGUUUAUAAAUCCUCUCUCUGAACAUCAUUGUAGAGUCUUCUAAGCACUUUAACAUUUUCUAGUUGCCAAAGGGUAUGAAAUACAUGAUUGGAUGCUAAUUUCUCUGAAAUCAGUGCCUUCCAUAUUCACCACAGGGAUAUAAGCCUACUACAUUUGAUGGGAAAGACCACUACAAUUUAAUGAUGAUCUAAAAAAAAUAGUUUCUGUUGGACAGACAGAAGCAUUAGAUUGUAGGAGGGAGGUUUAUAUCCUCUGACACAAAAAAACCUAACAAAAUUCAUUAUAGUAUAUUGUUGUAAUUAGUUUUGUGAAUAUAAAAUGAAAGCACUUAUAUUUAAAAUUAGUUGAGUUAGUGACUUUAAAAGGAUUAAAUGCUGAAUCAGAGUCUCAGGAUUUUACAGUUUUUUUCCUCUUCUCUAUUCAGUUUUGUAGUUUCUGUCUCUGAAAAUAAAACUCUCAAUCACAUAGCUGCUUGUUUUGCGUUUGAAUAAGCGAUUCCUUCUGGUUUGACCUUAUACUUUAUGUAUAAGUUAUGUAUUAUUGUGUAAUAAAUCACCCAAAACUUACUGUCUUACAAUUGAUAAUUUCUCCAGAUUGUGUGAGUUGAUUGUGCCCAGCCAGAUGGUUCUUCUACUGGUCUUGCCUGAGUUAUUUUAUGCAGCUGCAAUCACCAGGCUGCUGGACUGAGGCUGCAAAGUCUAAGAUGGCCUCACCCACUGUCUGGGGACUUGGUGGGAGACUCUCUCUCCAUGUGGUCUUUGAGCGUUCAGUAUUCUAGCCUGGACUUCCAUACUUGGCAGUGGGAGUGCUCCAAGAAGGAAAGGUAGAAGUUGCAAGGUCUGUUGUGACCUAUGCUCUGAAGUCACAUGAUGUCACUUCUUUUGCAUUUUAUGGGUUAAAACAAGUUACAAGAACAGUCCAUGUUCAAGGAGAGGGGGGAAAGUCUCAUCUUUUGAUAAGAGGAACAGCAAAGUCAUUUUGUAAAUGUAAGUGAGCAGGUACAAAAGGGCAUGAUAUAUUGGGGCCAUUUUUGU
Messenger RNA from Diceros bicornis minor, 3850 nucleotides. It is a transcript of the gene CROT, whose product is annotated as carnitine O-octanoyltransferase. The transcript has 18 exons. Gene Ontology annotation, molecular function: carnitine O-octanoyltransferase activity. NCBI's taxonomy places the organism in Eukaryota, Metazoa, Chordata, Mammalia, Perissodactyla, Rhinocerotidae. Gene Ontology annotation, cellular component: peroxisome. The record is from RefSeq and is a predicted model, not a curated record. The coding region runs from base 653 to 2491 and encodes 612 amino acids.